Penicillium odoratum is the source of this 2412-nucleotide messenger RNA. Its product is annotated as putative translation elongation factor EF-1 subunit. Gene Ontology annotation, biological process: translation. Gene Ontology annotation, molecular function: GTPase activity; GTP binding. NCBI's taxonomy places the organism in Eukaryota, Fungi, Ascomycota, Eurotiomycetes, Eurotiales, Aspergillaceae. Bases 1 to 2412 code for a protein of 803 amino acids. The record is from RefSeq and is a predicted model, not a curated record. The transcript is spliced from 5 exons.
AUGUCGAGACACCGCGUGAAAAAUGUUGGAUACGAUGACGAUGAUUAUUCCGAUGAUGGUUAUGACUCGCCUGAUCCUGAAGAACAGGAACACUUACAACGGUGCACUGAGGAUGUCCUUUCGCAGCUCCGCGAGGGGCAGCCGUCGGUGACUGCUACCAAGACAGAGAUCCAGGAGGCGCUGUGGCACUACUAUAAUGAUGUAGAAAAGUCGGUCAAUUAUCUACGAGGCAAAAAAGAGAAGGAGAUCAAGAAGCAGCAAGUACCUGCUGCGUCGCUGAAGAAUAAAGCUCAAGAUUGGGCAUAUAUUCUAACUGGUCUCCCAGUGCCGGUGUAUCCAGCACCUAUUUCUCCUCCGAUAGCGCACUUUUCGGCUGCUGAAUUUUUUCGCGACUCUCCUUGGCUUAAUGUUCCACCCCACCGAAGGGCGGAUAUAUUGGUAGAGCCUUUAUAUCCUCGAAUGGGACUGCUGGGUGGUGCGGGUGAAGGUGGGGGCAAGGUUUCCAAACUUGCGGCACUGGCUGCAGCACGCAAACAGAAGGAAGGUAGCAAGGCUAGCUCCCCUCCAGAAGCGUCACAGCCUGGUCAAUCCGAAAAGCCAUCGGCUGGACAGAAGAUCUCUUUGCGCGACAGGCUCGCUGCGAGCAGAUCACCAAAGCCUGCUGAAGGUCUAGGUGGGCUGCGGCGAUUGGGAAAGCCUGCGCCUGCACCAGCCCAGAAGCCGACUUCACCGGAACCCGUGGACGUUGUCCCAGCUGUCCAAUCCGGAUUCUUGGAGCAAGCUGAAAAAGAGAUCAGCGUAAACUUAGAGCCAACACCGCCGCCUGAGAUCCGUGCGGCGCCUUCCAUGUUUGCUAGUGCCAUUCUUGGCAAUCAAUCAGGACCGACCAAGGCCGAGCCUAGCCACAUCCCUUCGCAGAACGUCGAUCUGCUCCAAAUAUACGGGCAGGACCAUACUGAACCUUUUGACUUUGCAGGUCCUAGCCCCGAUGAUGUGGUGCUCAAUGCUCAAAAUAAAGCUAAAGGAUUCAAAUCCAAAACUGCUGCCUCCAAGGCAGGCGACAAGAAGGGCCAAGCCGAUCUUGCUGGCGACAUGAAUGAUCUCUCAGUAGCGGAGAAAGUGACUGUCAAGAGCAAGAAUUUGGAUGUCCUCGCAGAAUACAACAAGUCAACACGGAAGAAGUCUGCCAACUUUGUGGUGAUUGGGCAUGUCGAUGCUGGAAAGAGUACGUUGAUGGGGAGGUUGUUAGCAGAUCAGGGGGCGAUAGACCAGCGUACACUGGAAAAAUAUCGCAAGGAGGCGGAGAAGAUCGGGAAAGGCUCAUUUGCCCUGGCAUGGGUUUUGGAUCAGGGAUCGGAGGAGCGUGCACGCGGUGUUACAAUCGAUAUUGCGACGAACCAGUUCGAGACCGAUACCACUGCAUUCACCAUUGUUGAUGCCCCAGGGCAUCGAGACUUUGUACCCAACAUGAUUGCCGGUGCCAGCCAGGCAGACUUCGCGGUCUUGGUGAUCGAUUCUAGCGUGGGCAAGUUCGAAUCAGGCCUCAAGGGCCAGACUAAAGAACACGCUCUGCUCGUGCGCAGCAUGGGCGUCCAGAAGAUUGUGGUCGCUGUCAACAAGAUGGAUACAGUCCAAUGGGACAAGGCCCGAUUUGAGGAGAUCGAGCAGCAAAUCUCAUCAUUUUUGACCACGGCUGGGUUUCAAGAAAAGAACAUUUCGUUUGUGCCGUGCUCGGGCGUGUUGGGAGACAACAUCAGCCGACGCAGUGAAGAUCCCCACGCAUCGUGGUAUGCUGGCCGGACAUUGAUUGAGGAACUGGAGACCUCGGAGCCUUCCACCCACGCGCUUGAUAAGCCACUGCGUAUGACGAUUGGCGAUGUUUUCCGUGGUGGCGUGCAGAAUCCGAUCUCGAUUUCAGGUCGCCUGGACGCUGGCAGCUUACAAGUUGGUGAUCAGAUCCUAACGAUGCCCAGUGGUGAGACAGCCUUGAUUCGCAGUUUGGAGGUAGACGGCGAGACCAGUGACUGGGCUGUAGCCGGUCAGAAUGUGGUGUUGAACCUGGCCAAUAUCGACCCAGUGCACUUGCGCUCUGGGGACGUGGUGUGUCGUUCGUCCUCGCCAAUCCCCACCAUCACCAGCUUUACAACCAAGGUUCUGGCCUUUGAACAUCUGAUGCCCAUGCUUGUGGAUGUACACCGAGGUCGUCUUCAUGUCCCUGGCCGGAUCAGCAAAUUGGUUGCGUCUCUAGAUAAAGCGUCGGGCCUGCCUAUCAAGAAGCGGCCCAAAAUUGUGGCUCCAGGCACAGUGGCGCGUGUGGUUGUGGAGAUGGAUACCGCGGUGCCUCUCGAGGCGCCGACGAGGAUUGUUUUACGCACCGGUGGAUCGACUGUGGCAGCUGGGUUGUUAGAAUAA